Molecule: messenger RNA, 723 nt
Organism: Cotesia congregata
Lineage: Eukaryota; Metazoa; Arthropoda; Insecta; Hymenoptera; Braconidae
Source: the annotation of a GenBank genome assembly
AUGGAAGCUAAAAUGAAGAAAGUGGUAGCAGUGGUAACAGGUGGUAGCUCUGGGGUGGGAAAAUCUAUCGUCGAGCGGAUAAUUCGUAAUGAAGGAAGAGUUAUAGUGAUUGACAUUGAUGAGGAAAAAGGCCAAGCUGUUGCUAAAUCUUUGGGAAGUAAUGUAGUGUUUGUUAAAGCUGAUGUUACAUCCGAGAAGGAAGUAAAAGAAGCGCUUGCAAUUGCAAAAAAUACAUUUUUGAAGAUAAAUGUCCUGAUAAACUGCGCCGGGAUUGUAAAGUGGGGCGCCCCGUACGAUUUCGAGCGAAAUGCGGCCUUGUCAAUAGAGAGCUUUCAAAAGGUGAUGGACGUAAAUGCUCUGGGGACUUUCAAUGUGACGCGUUUGGUCGCGGGGCUCAUGGGGGAAAACGAACCUGACGAGAAUGGGGAAAGAGGUGUGAUAAUUAACAUCGGAAGCGUGCUGGCAGCCGACGGCAACGUUGAUUUCUUCGCUUACUCUGUCAGUAAGGCCACGGUUGUCGGAAUGACAAUACCUCUUGCACGGGCCUUUGCUGAUAAGGCAAUCAGAGUGCAAUUGAACGAAGCGAUGCUAAAGUUGAACUUAUUUCCAAAACGACUUGGCCAGCCGGAAGAAAUCGCUCACCUGAUCCAGUGCGUAAUUGAAAAUCCGUUUAUCAACGCCGUUAAUCUAACAAUCAGCGGUGGAUUUCAUCAAACCAACUAG